CGACGCGUACGCAGCAUAGAAAGCAAUCAUGUAAGAAACGCUACAACUACACGUCAUUAAAAUAUUUCGGUGUUUUCAGUUUGAACCCGAAGGGGUUAACGGGUGUAAUUGGAUCAAUGGGCAUAAUGCAGAGCCCCAGCAUCUAAUUUCAUUUGUAAAACUGCUCCUCGUACUAACACCAGGAGUUACUGUUGACUGCGGGACAAGUCUGCUUUCUGAAAACAUUCUGCUGAAAGAAUUUCGGUCUCCUGCUAAAUGUUUAUGGGAUAUAUUAUAUCGUCUCUUGGUUGCCAUGGGAGAAAAGGAAGGUGUCAACUUUUCACAUGGAGCUUUUCCAGCCCUGUCCUAAACUGAUGAACGCAGUCUGCAUGUAAAUACACCGCCUUUCACCUCAGUUUGAGUGACUCUGGAUUUAUGCCGACGUGGAACGUCGAGUACACGAGUGUUGUGAACUGGUGAAGACCAAACUAAGGUCACGAAAGAGGCCGUGUCGCUGGGUAAACUCCCACUAUUUUCUAACAUUCUUCCCUGUAUUUGUUUGACAGACAGCCGCCAUCAUUCCGUGCUGCGGAGGCGACCCAAAAAUGUCGUCCAAUGGCGAUCUGCAGGACAUCGGGAGCUGGGACAGCUUUUGGGAGCCGGGGAACUACAAGAGGACUGUGAAGCGCAUCGACGAUGGCUACAAGCUAUGCAACGAGAUGAUCACAUGCUUUCAGGAACGAGCCAAGAUUGAGAAAGGUUAUUCACAGCAGCUAAAUGAAUGGUCCAAAAAAUGGAGGGGUGUAGUAGAGAAGGGGUCGCAGUAUGGCACGGUAGAAAAGGCGUGGCAUGCGUUUAUGAACGCAGCAGACACACUGAGCGAGAUCCAUAUGGAGAUUAAAGAGAAACUGAUCGUCGAGGACAGCAAUAAGAUUCGCAACUGGCAAAAGGACGCCUUUCACAAGCAAAUGAUGGGUGGAUUCCGGGAGACCAAAGAAGCUGAUGAAGGGUUUCGCAAAGCCCAAAAAACCUGGGUCAGGAAGCUGAAGGACGUGGAGUCCACCAAAAAGAUUUAUCACCAGACCCGUAAGGAAGAGCGCACCGCUCUAACCCGUGAAACCCAUGCCAAGGCGGAUACGACCAAAUCCCCAGAGGAGGUCCGCAAGUUCACAGACCGCUUGGAGAAAUGUACACAAGAGGCUGAGAAGGCAAAAGAGCGUUAUGAAAGAGCUCUUGAAGAACUCAAUCGCUGUAACCCGCGUUACAUGGAGGACAUGGAGCAGGUCUUUGAAAUCACCCAGGAAGCUGAGAAAAAAAGGCUGCAGUUCUUUAAAGAGGUUAUGAAGGACAUGCACCAGCAUAUGGAUCUUUCCAGCAAUGAUCGAUUUAAAGCCCUGUUUCGAGACCUCGGUCAGACCAUCAAUGCAGCCAGCGACACAGAGGACCUCAGGUGGUGGAGAAACACCCACGGGCCCGGCAUGAGCAUGAACUGGCCACAAUUUGAGGAGUGGUCACCUGAGACGCGGACCAUCAGUCGGAAGGACAGAAACAGUCGCUCUGAUGAUGUGGUCACCUUGACUAAUAUUGUCUCAGCGGGAGAUGAACUUCCACAGGAUACUAUCAGGGCUGGUAAAGAUUACUCCUCAGACUGGUCUGAUGAUGAGAGCCCUAAAAGAUUCAUCGCAGCCAACGGGAUGGACGAUGAGGAGAAGGUAGUCGGGGUUCGAGUUAAAGCGCUGUAUGAUUAUACGGGGCAGGAGGCUGAUGAGCUGAGCUUUAGAGCAGGUGAAGAGUUACUGAAGAUGGGUGAAGAGGAUGAACAAGGCUGGUGUAAAGGUCAGCUGGACACUGGAGAGGUGGGACUUUACCCUGCUAACUACGUCCAAGCCAUCACAUCAUGAUAACCUCCAUCUUUUCCGUGCUAGCCGUAAGGUGGCAUCACUGAACUGUGGGAUGUGUGACGGAGGACUUUUCCAGGAUUUCUUUUUGACUUUAUGAAACACCAGUGCCUUUAUUGUUAAACAUCAGAGACAUUCAUUACUGUAACAUCACAGGGUCGGGUGGAUGUCUAUGUAUAAAAAUAAAUGACUUCCACUACAGGAUUCGUUUUGGAAGAUCAGCAAUCCGCGACCCUUAUCGUUGCAUAUUUAGUAUUUCACAUUUCAUGUAUAUCACAAAUCAUUUCAAGUAUUCGUCGCUGAAAUUAUAUUCAGGUUUUGCGAAUGAGAAGCGCGUUAGUGUGCUCGUAUAUUUUGUGUAGUUGCGCUAAAUUGAGUAUAUGGAUCAUUUUGUUUGGCUGUAGUCUUUUUUUCACAAACGUAUGAGGAUUUAUAAUAUAUGAGGCUCAUAAUUGCGCUUUUGGAUUUUUGUAAAGAGAUUGUAAGAAGGGGAUUAUAAAAUAUUAUCUGUGGGAUUGUUUUACUUUAUUUUUAAAUUUUUGGUUUUAUUUCGAGAGUUUCUACAGUAUGUUGUCAAACUCCAGUGUCUACAGAAAGAGGGUUUCUUCAGUCCUGUUAACGUGUGUAUAUGGUUUGUAUUGCCACAUCUUUUGCCUCCAGUAUGCCCCACUGUAAACAUGGAUCUGCUGUAACAGCCAAUACUAAUCAAUGUAAACAAAUAAAUAAAAUAUAAGAUAAGA
Molecule: messenger RNA, 2617 nt
Organism: Misgurnus anguillicaudatus (oriental weatherfish)
Lineage: Eukaryota; Metazoa; Chordata; Actinopteri; Cypriniformes; Cobitidae
Gene: pacsin3
Product: protein kinase C and casein kinase substrate in neurons 3
Biological process (GO): plasma membrane tubulation; regulation of endocytosis; cytoskeleton organization
Cellular component (GO): endosome; cytoplasm; plasma membrane
Molecular function (GO): protein binding; phospholipid binding
Source: RefSeq, a predicted model, not a curated record